Messenger RNA from Parus major (Great Tit), 4262 nucleotides. Its product is annotated as aromatase. Gene Ontology annotation, molecular function: heme binding; iron ion binding; monooxygenase activity. Lineage: Eukaryota; Metazoa; Chordata; Aves; Passeriformes; Paridae. The transcript has 10 exons. The coding region runs from base 376 to 1905 and encodes 509 amino acids. The record is from RefSeq and is a predicted model, not a curated record.
CACUAACACACAAACUAUAAACUUUGUUUACUUCUCUGUUUUACUCUCCAGUCACAAUUCCAAUCAGCCCUAGGCAUGUGUACCUCUGUCACUGGCUGUUUUGCAGCAGAUACACCGAGCUGUAGAGGUAAAAUUACAAAAUUUUCUUUUCAAAGCAACAGCCCCUGAUCUAUUACAAUAAACAAACUUCCAUCUCCAAGCAACUGAUCUCUUAGCAACAAGAAGCACCUGCAUAAAAGAUGCUACAGAGAGUGAUCACCAGAAAACCUAUCCAGACCUUUCAGAGGAGCACAUCAGGAGCCAGGAUAGCACUCUCCACCGGCAAAAAUCCAGAAGUAACAAGAAGACACAGCAAAGCAGAACCUCUUUGGAAGGAUGGUGCUGGAAACCCUGAACCCGAUGCACUACAACAUCACCAGCCUGGUACCGGACACGAUGCCCGUGGCCACAGUGCCCAUACUCAUCCUCAUGUGCUUUCUCUUUCUAAUAUGGAAUCAUGAAGAGACUUCAUCAAUACCAGGGCCAGGAUACUGUAUGGGAAUCGGGCCCCUCAUUUCACAUGGGAGAUUCCUCUGGAUGGGAGUAGGGAAUGCCUGCAACUACUACAACAAGACCUAUGGAGAAUUUGUGAGAGUUUGGAUCAGCGGUGAAGAAACAUUUAUAAUUAGCAAAUCCUCAAGCGUGUUCCAUGUGAUGAAGCACUGGCACUACGUGUCUCGAUUUGGGAGCAAGCUUGGACUCCAGUGCAUUGGCAUGUACGAGAAUGGGAUCAUAUUUAACAACAACCCAGCACACUGGAAAGAAAUUCGGCCCUUUUUCACCAAAGCUCUGUCUGGCCCCGGGCUGGUGCGGAUGAUCGCGAUUUGUGUGGAGUCAACCAUCGAGCACCUGGACAAGCUGCAGGAGGUCACGACGGAGCUGGGGAACAUCAACGUGCUGAACCUCAUGAGGCGGAUCAUGCUCGACACGUCCAACAAGCUGUUCCUCGGGGUCCCUCUGGAUGAAAAUGCCAUUGUGCUUAAGAUUCAAAACUACUUUGAUGCCUGGCAAGCACUUUUAUUAAAGCCUGACAUAUUUUUUAAGAUUUCUUGGCUGUGCAAGAAAUACGAAGAUGCAGUCAAGGAUCUUAAAGGAGCAAUGGAAAUCUUAAUAGAACAGAAACGACAAAAGCUUUCCACUGUGGAAAAGUUGGAUGAACACAUGGAUUUUGCAUCCCAGCUGAUUUUUGCACAGAACAGAGGGGAUCUGACUGCUGAGAAUGUGAACCAGUGUGUGCUGGAGAUGAUGAUUGCUGCUCCUGACACUCUGUCCGUGACUCUCUUCUUUAUGCUAAUCCUGAUUGCAGAGCACCCCACAGUGGAAGAGGAGAUGAUGAGAGAAAUUGAAACUGUUGUGGGCGACAGGGACAUACAGAGUGAUGACAUGCCAAACUUAAAAAUUGUGGAGAAUUUUAUCUACGAGAGCAUGAGAUACCAGCCAGUUGUGGAUCUGAUCAUGCGGAAAGCGUUACAGGACGAUGUCAUUGACGGCUACCCUGUGAAAAAGGGCACAAACAUUAUCCUCAAUAUCGGACGGAUGCACAAACUCGAAUUCUUCCCAAAGCCAAAUGAGUUUUCUCUUGAAAAUUUUGAGAAAAAUGUUCCUUCACGCUAUUUCCAGCCGUUUGGAUUCGGCCCCCGGAGCUGUGUGGGGAAGUUUAUUGCCAUGGUAAUGAUGAAGGCAAUCCUAGUGACUCUUCUGAGGCGGUGCAGAGUACAGACAAUGAAAGGAAGAGGCCUGAGCAACAUCCAGAAAAACAAUGACUUAUCCAUGCACCCCAUAGAAAGGCAGCCUCUGCUGGAGAUGGUUUUCACACCCAGAAGAAACGCAAAUGAGAAUCAGGGUGAUGGAAUGGAUCAGCACUAAACUUACAGGGUUUUCACAACCACUAAGAAAUAGUCAUCAUUCCUAGUUAAAUAUGGAAAGUAAAACGUUUUGUUGCCCCUAAAUGACUUCAGGUGACAACUUGUUCUGCCUGUACACAGAGCCACAGGCAGUAAUUAGAAAGACUAAAAGUACAGAAUAGUUUUGUUGUAGAUGAUUCCAUGCUAUACAAUUCCUGAUUAUUUUAAAACCACAGAGUUCAGAUAAAACAAUGCCUUCCCUUCCAAACACUGCCAGUUCUGAGGUUUGAGGGUCAAUAAAUGAAUAUACCUGAUGUGGUUUAAUCCCAGGACUACACAAGUCCCUUUUCCCCCACCUCCCUGAAGCUGGACCUAGCAGUAUUUGACUACAGCAAAAGCUCUAAUUAUCUGUUUUCAAAACAUCUGAUUGAAUAAUAUUAAUUUAUUUCAAGAAACAAUUUAAAAUAUUUAAGACAUUUAGAAGUUGUAAAGAAAUGUUAGAACAAGAAAUCAUUCAAACAUUUUUCUUUACCAUAUUUUGCUGACCUAUUAAACAAAUAGCAAAGAUUUCCAGUGUCAUAUAGAUUUUACCAACAGCAGUAAUUUUCAGAGUACUAGGUAAUAAUGGCAGUUGAGACAACUGUUCUGUGUUUUUAAAACCCAGUCUCCUGCUGCAGGGGAUCUGUAGGCAUCUUAACAAAGACUAGGUGAGAAUAAGGUAAUGAACACCAGACAUCACCAGUGUUACAUGGGCAGGGUAACUUCCAGCCCCACCUCCUCACCUGACUGACUGUAGAAAUUUCCCACCUCACCUCACCUUGAGUGAAGAAGGUCAAAUUCCCUUUAAGCUGCCUAAGAUGUGCCAAAUCCUUUUUUGACUUGAUUUUAGUUGCUCAAUUCUACUUCAGAGAGUAAGAUAUGGAGUUGUUGCCCAUGUUCUCACACCAUAGCAGGAGAGUGUCUCUCCCUAAUGACCCAAAAAACUCCUGGUUUCAUGCUUGAAAAGGUUUAUUGAAUAAUUUAUUGCAGCUAGGUUACUUUUAAAACAUUCUCCAUAAUAUUUGCAUUAUGCCAAAAAUUACAAAGUGAAGUGCAAUCCUGUACCACCUGUACAUACAGAUAAAACUGGGCAGUUGAAGACAUCCAGAAAUAGGAUUUAAUGGUAAGACUUGAUGAUCUUUUUCAAAUUGAAAGAUUCUAUGUUUCUAGGACUUCUACUUUUUAGGUCAUGAAGUGACACAGUGGCAUGAAUCUGUGGAUUAUCUAAUUUAACCUCUGUUUCUAUAUUCUUUGUACCCUUUAAACAAGGAAAUUGAUAAAGCAGUCAGAAGAAAUAACAACAAACGCAACCAUGUUUAAAACCUUUUUACUCAUUUUGUAUCAUAAAACAUUUCAGGGCAAUUCAGUGGGCAAGAAUUUCUUACUUGCAUAAGAACUCUGAAAAGAAAUCCACUGAAGCCUUUUUUUCUUGGUGAUAAACGACUAUUUUAUAUACAGGAUACAUACCUUUACUUAUUUCACACACAAAACCAAUUUUGUAGUGGUAAUUUACUCUCUGAUUUUCCCACCUCAUAAUUAUAGGCCUCCUCCAAGUAAAAUUUUUCACAAGCUUGAAAUUAUUAAAUUAUCACUCAAAUUUUGAAGUAAUUUUAUGAAAUCAAAUAGAUGAAAAAUGCAUGCUUGCUCUGAUUUCUUGAAUGUAUUCUAUAUUGUUGAAUUUGUAGGUUGGAACUUCAGUAACAUGAGUACCGUAAUUAUUCUAUGGACAAAAUAAAGCAGUAUCAUUUUUACUUUUUGUCAGCAAGGCAACAGAGUUAUUUCCCAUUGUGUUUGAAGUAAAUUCCUUCUGAUAUGUUUUGAACUUCAUGUUUCUGGUCCUCUGGUUUCUACAGUAUUUAGUUUUGUCCACAUUUGGACAACAGAACUAUAAUUAAUCUGAGCUGUCAGCUCAUCUGAGUCCUGUUCUCUCUGAUUUUAUUAUGGCUGUUCCUCAGUGGUCUGUUUGCAUGAAUAUUUGCACUGCAGGUCCAUUUCCCCACCCCAAAAUCUCACACGUGCUCGAGAGCUGCAGCUGGGGAAGCAGCGUUUCAGAACUUUGCCAUGUGGGCAUGAAGAGUUUCAACCCUUCCACUGUACAGAACAGAGCUCUGAUUCUAAACAGUGUUUUACUACCAGGUACUGUACAAAUUCAAGUGGCUUUUUAAACCACAUCAAGUCCAGAAUGAUCAGGGGAAUGUUCCAUUGUUGUUCAAUGCAUCGACACACAACAAACUUGACUGUGUUUUAUACAUCACUGUGAUUAUGGGCUGCUCACAGCACACAGAUGUGGAUGUUGUUAGAAAAUAAAAUAAACAUCAAAUAAAAGUUGUAUGCAAAAGA